UGAUAAGUUAGAUUACUGAUACUCUUAAUUAUCUUCAUAGUAUUUUUUACCACAUAUUAGGUGGUCUCUUAAAGUUGUAUCUUUCUAAGUACAAAUUCACCAAUCACAAACGUAUAUAGAUACCUAAACUUCAAGGUGGAAACCACGUUGCUUUUAAAAGCUGCGUGCUGUAGCAAGUGAUAUUAUUUUAUUAAUUAAGAAAAAAUGACCGCAGUUAAAACUAAGAAACGAAAGGUUUCUAAAAAAAAUAAAAAAGCAUGGCGUAAACAUGUAGACACACGGGAUGUUGAUAAGUUCUUGGAGGAUUUACGAUUAGAAGAGAGGUUAGGUUCUUUUACUACUCGCGAAGAUUCUGAAUUAUUUAAAGUUUCUACAACACCUGAGGUUCUUCCAAAGAAACUACGUCGAGAAUUAUUGAAAUCCAAAGAACCACAAUGUUUCAAUAUUUUAAAACCUCACACAGCCAUUCCGGAUCCAAUAGUGAAAAGAAAUCGUGUAAGAACGAAAGAAGAAAGAACAAAUGCGCUUGUAUUAAGGAAGGAAGCUAUUAGAAAAUCUCGAGGGAUUUUGAAAUUAAAAGAGAAAUUGAGUCUGAAGAAUAGAAUGAUCGCAAUGAAGAAAAGAUUAAGUAAACCGAAAAGAGGUGAAUUUAAAAAUGAUGUUUGGAAAAAGAAGAUUGGAAAAGAUGUUGACAUUGAGUGGUUGUCUGGAGAUACUAUUAGACAUACAUUAAUACAUUUUGGAGAAAAGAAAAAGAAACUGCCAAGUUCAUUGCACAAAAAACCUUCUGCUUUACCAGCAGUUGAAGCUCCACAUCCAGGAAUGUCUUAUAAUCCAUCAUUUGAAGAUCAUCAAAACUUGUUACAUGAAGUGGCACAAAAAGAAUUAGAAUUAAUAAAGGAAGAAAAACAUCUGGAAAGGGUUACCACAAAGAUGUUUAAAAAGAUUUCACCUGAGGAAAAAGAAAAGAACAUGAUAAAAGAAAUGUCAGAAGGUCUGAAAUUAGAUUGCAGUCAAGAUUCUAAGGAAAAUGAAGAUGAAGAUGAAGAUCCAACAGUAAAAUCUAUAAAUCCACCUGUGCAGAAUGUGAAGAAGACUCUUGUGCAAAGACGUAAACAAAAAGAACAGAAAGAAUUAGCAUUUAAAAAACAACAGAACAAAAUUGAGAAAAAAAAAAUCUCAGACAUAUACAGAUUAAAACUAUUAGACAGGCAGUUGACUGCUAAAGAAAGAAAAACAAAAAGUGUAAGAGAAAAAAGACUAAAGAAAAAAGCACUUAAAGCAAUGGGCACUAAAACUCUCAGUAGAAUCAAAUUUGAACCUUUAGAACCUGAUUUUAAAUUAGCAAAAGAAUUAACUGGGAAUUUAAGAAAUGCUGAACCAACUGGUAAUCUAUUAAAAGAUAGAUUCAAGUCCCUUCAACAGAGGAAUAUUGUUGCACCUUCUAAACUUAAACUGAACCGGGAUAUAGCUAAAGUGAAACGGUUUAUCAAACCAGAUCAUAAAAUUGAUAUGACUAAAAUACAGUAA
Messenger RNA from Habropoda laboriosa, 1530 nucleotides. RefSeq lists its product as uncharacterized. Lineage: Eukaryota; Metazoa; Arthropoda; Insecta; Hymenoptera; Apidae. Gene Ontology annotation, cellular component: nucleolus. Gene Ontology annotation, biological process: rRNA processing; ribosomal large subunit assembly. The coding region runs from base 205 to 1530 and encodes 441 amino acids. The transcript is spliced from 3 exons. Gene Ontology annotation, molecular function: 5S rRNA binding. The record is from RefSeq and is a predicted model, not a curated record.